This is a messenger RNA of Poecilia latipinna (sailfin molly), 4727 nucleotides long. RefSeq names its product plakophilin 3b (gene pkp3b). The transcript is spliced from 13 exons. The record is from RefSeq and is a predicted model, not a curated record. Bases 289 to 2583 code for a protein of 764 amino acids. Gene Ontology annotation, molecular function: protein binding. Gene Ontology annotation, biological process: cell-cell adhesion. Gene Ontology annotation, cellular component: adherens junction; cytoplasm; nucleus. NCBI's taxonomy places the organism in Eukaryota, Metazoa, Chordata, Actinopteri, Cyprinodontiformes, Poeciliidae.
AUUUGUUGUGAAUAUUGUAUUUUACUGUAUUUUACAAAUCAUCAGUCAACCAUUCCAGUGUCGGGUUGUCCCUGACAGCAGGUGGAUUUGUCCUGCACCUCCUCCCCGCAGCUCCCGCCUCCAGAUGUUCGGGCUGUUGACUGCUCUGCUCUCCAUUUCGUAGCGGGGCGGACUCUCCUUCAGACGCUGAGCCGCUAACGGGACUCGGGACCGUUGGAAUAUUUACUCCCCUGAUUUUCUCCCCUCUCUGCCCGGGUGAAGUUGUUUAAGUCCCCGUUGUGAGUGAGUAUGACUGCUGCGAUGGCGGACGGCUGUUUUCUGACCGCGCUGCAACCGAACUCCUCCUGUACCGCCUACGUGCUGCCCUCGGACGGGCAGUCCGCGGACCCGCUGGCCAAAGUCCGGAGGGUCCAAGAGCAGGUCCGCAUGCGACUGGCCGAGAGGAAGUCCUCCUCACUGCCCAGGCUGGGCAACUCACAGUUUGGGCCAGCAACAGACUGCAUUCAUCCUGAAGUAAAAAGUUUUCCCCAGGCUCACGGCUUCAGUUCUAGGUCCAUGAUAAGCACACCCACUCGUCCCAUGGCUGUGUCUGCAGUGUCAUCUCAGGCCUCUGGGAUGUCUGGCAGCUCUCAGGUCAGGCAUAAAGAAAGCGCCUCCAUCCAGACCAGCUUCUACACCUCUCACAUGCAAAGUCGAAGCCAACGCUCCAAGUCCCUGUGCCAGGAUGACCACAGAGCGCUACCUCUGGCCCGUCCACUCCACCCAGAGUCUUCCUCUGUGCCCUUCAGUGUUCCUCCACCUGGAAGCCUGAGGCGGUCCCUGAGCGGGGUCCUGGCCCAGGAGAGAGGGCCCUGGCAGGAGGAGGAGCUGCCCUACCAGUACACCUAUAAAGGUCCGUCUCAUCGCAUCAUCAACAGAAUCACCAACAGACAGCAGUACUACCAGCAGCACAACUCUGCGUUGGGGCCGGAGGGGAACGGCCGGGGCUUCACCAGUGCUGGGGACAGCAUGACAGGGCAGUGGCAGCAUCAUGCCUCCAGGACCAACCAGGCCACGGCCCAGUACACCCAACUGCACCGGGCCGCCUCUCUGCGCUCUCUGAGGAGCGUCGGCAAGGGAGCAGACAUCAUGGAUGCCGCCUCCAUACACAGCAACGAUCCUCUGGCAGAGAUGCAGAGCAUUGACAUGCCCACAGCUGUCAGAUAUCUUUCUGAACCAAAUACUUCUCUGCAAGUUUUGGGAGCUGCUUAUAUACAACACCAAUGUUACCAUAGCAACAAUGCCAAGAAUCAGGUCCGUGCUUUGGGUGGCGUUCCUGCGCUGGUGCAGCUUUUCUCCAGUGACCAUUUAGAGGUGCAGCGCUAUGCUACAGCGGCUACACGAAAUCUUAUAUAUGAGAAUGCUGACAACAAGGCGGCCCUGAUAGAGGCAGGAGGACUGACGGCUCUGGUCAACAUCCUGAGCCAACACGACGAGGAGCUGUGGAAGACCAUCACAGGUGUCCUUUGGAAUCUGUCCUCCAGAGACAACCUGAAGGAUAGGCUGGCUGUGGAAGCGUUGCCACUUCUGACUGAGAAAAUUCUGGUUCCACUUUGCAAGAGCAUCCCUCUGAACCCGUCUGAGAGAGAGAUCUUCAACAAUACCACUGGCUGCCUCAGGAACUUGAGCUCAGUAAAUGAGAGAACGAGACGGAAGAUGAGAAGCAUGCAGGGUUUGGUGGACUCUCUGGUGUGCUACAUUCAGCUGGGGGAAAGAGGAGAUGAUAAGGGUUUAGAAAACUCCUUGUGUGUGAUGAGGAAUCUAUCGUACCAGCUGUACGUGGAGCUUCCUCCGUCAGUCCGCCUCCACCUGGAGGGCCCAUCCAGAGCUUCAGCCUCCAGAACUGAUGAGAUGAUUGGCUGUUUCACUGUGCAGAGCAAAAAGAACAAUGAGCUUCAACACAGGAAUCUUCCAAGACUGUCACACCCCAAGGACUCUGAGUGGCUGUGGCACCCGAAGGGCGUGGCCCUCUACAAGCAGGUCCUGCAGAACAGUGAAGGCAGCUCAGCUACAGUGGAAGCUGCUGUUGGAGCCCUGCAGAACAUCACAUCUGGAGAAGGACGGUGGCCAGCGGUGCUGAGCGGUGUGGUGAGUGAGCAGGAGAGGAUGGUCCCCAUGCUGCUGGAUCUGCUGGACAGCAGCAAUGAGAUGCUCCUCAGGCCGCUGACCGGCCUCCUCAGGAACCUGACCAGGCACGCUACAGACAAAGACCACAUGGCUAAGAUCAUGGUGAGCGCUCUGGUGUCCAGGCUGCCUGCUGACGGCCUGGAGAAGACCCCGUCCAGUGAGGUGGUGGUCAACAUGUGCGGGGCCCUGAACCAUCUGGUCACCUGCAGUUCUUUAGCAGCCCGAGAUAUUGCCUACUUCAAUGGUCUUCCUAAGCUGAUGGGCAUAAAGACGUCACAUGAUAACAGCUCCGGGAGCCUCCGGGCUGCCAGGGCGGCCUCCACCGUGCUCUGCAACAUGUUCCAGUACAACAAGCUGCACAGAGAUUACAAACUGAGAGGAUUUACACGACAGAACUUCGUUGAUUCCAACUUCUAGUCUCUGUUUCCUCUCAGCGUGAAUUCUGCAGUGAGGAGAAGGAGGCGAACGGACCGACCAGAACCAAACACAGGAGCUGUUAUUCCUCCAUUUGGAACUGUUUGACUGAUUUAUGCCUGCGUUGUGUUUUUGACAGUCACAUGCAGCUGGUUUAUUUUAGACUGAUUCUGACAUAACAUAUGGUUUAUCCCUGACAGAAUAGAUUCAGACUUAAUGUUGUUAAGACAUACCGACUGCAGCGCCCUGUUAGUGUGUGAAUCAAGUUGCCCGUUUAACUGUUGGUGUUGCGCACACACAUUUUAAACCUAAUUCUGAUUCAUCUCAUUUCUUUCAAAUGUUUCUUAUUGUUGAGGCUAUUGAAAGCUUUACACAUUAUCACACUUCUCUUUGGAAGCUAACGUUCUGCUCAAGCUCCCAUCAGAGAAGAAGAAACCUGCUAGAUGCAGUAGUUUUUAAAAGAUUUAUCAAGACUAUUUAUGAAUAUUUUUGCCCCUUUUUGAGGAGUACAUUUUUGUCUUUUUUGAAGUAAGAUAACAGAGAAGAUCUGCAGCUGGAUUUGGCAUGUAUGUAGGUAGAUAUGUUCAAAUUGGAUAUUUAACAUGGAAUUGCUCCAGAACUCUGAUGACUUGUAUGUGUUGAACACUUUACUUAGUGUCUUCAUACUUCAACUUCAUUGUUGCACUAUUUCCUCAUAGCAGUGUGAAAGAUGAGGUAAGAGCCAAUGAGGUUCCUCCCUUUGGAUUCCCGUCUCAAAGAGGAAUGCUGAGGAGACGUAACAUCCCGCCAAGCACUCAGUGCGUCAUGUCAUUUUCAGUCUCACCUCUGGGGGUCACUGUUUCAUUUACUUUGGGAUUUUAGCUCCUGAUGUCAACAACGGUUAGAUAAUAUAAAUGAAUGAAUAUAAAAGAAACACAUUGACGUUAAUAGUCAUGGUUAAACCAGCGCUUGUCACAAGUUUUAAUAACAAGCUAAAGCUCCACCAAGUUGACAGAAUUUCUUAAACACAACAGGACUUGGACUAUUUUCUGUUUUUUUGUGUUUUGUCAUUACAAACAUAACAAACUACAUGAUUGAUUGAUUCAUGGAGUCAGUGUACUUAUGCAUUCUAUUAUGUUGAAGUUUUUACAGUUGAAAAAUGCAUUAAGAGUAGAGGCUUCUAAAUCUGACCUCAAGAUCCAACAUGGCUGCCUUGUAUAAAACCUACUCAUAUCUGCAAUAAAAAGAAAUGUUUAUUUGGAUUAUGGUGCCCCCUUUUGUGAAUAUGUUGCUAAAGUUUGAAAGUAAAUCACAUAGAAAUGUUAGUUACUGCUGUUAGCUACUAAUAAUACUGUUGCUCAGCAUUUUCAGAAAACUUGUUCCCAAGAAAGCCCUCGGCUCAUUGCUGGUAAGGAAAUCUACAAAGUAACAAUAACUGGGUUGGGUUUUGGACUCUGUAACGGUUGGUGUUUGUUAGCUCUACAUUACAGUUCAUGCGUUUGCAUUUACUAUAUUUCCUCUGAGUCAAAUAGUACUGUCCUGUGGUGGGAUUAGAUUACAGGGACAACUGAUCAGUUCUGAUUAAUAGUUACAUUACAGACACUAAUAUUAUAUACCAGUAAAAGCUCCUACUCCAGAUUAAGAACUAAAAAGUCCAUCCAAAAGCAGAAAAAAAAACAGCUGCAGGCUCUGAUUUGGAAACAUUGAAAUGAGUCGCUACUAUACAUCAUGUGACUGACAGUAAAAACAACUUUCACUUUAAGUAUUCAGUGUUUUUAGGUAGUUCAGUCUAACAUUAAACAUGUUGAGGCCUCCAACUUCUAUGUAACUUUGUCACAAUUCAAACUUUUUGUGUUAUCACGAAUAAUUCAGCAAGGAAAUGCGUGAAUGUGUCGCUACCUGUACUAUGAAUGAGUGGUUCGUGUUUAAUAGAACUCUCUCUGUGCUGAAUAAACAAACUGAAAAGUAAAAUAAUACAAAGUACCUUUACAUAAUUGAAUUAUUAAUCCUGUUUGACAUCAUCUCACCUGAUAUGAUUGUAACUGUCUGUCACCUGUUCAACAAUUCAGCUGUUCCUGUUAAACUGGUUUGAUCAUGUAGCAAUUUCCAAUGUAGUGAAGUUUAGAAACAGUAAAAAUAAUAAUUUUAAUAAAGGUUGAUGAAUUGUU